AUGACAGCUGCUCAAAUUAGUUGCCAAAACUGUACAACAUCACUGCUUGGAAAGAAGUAUGUCUUAAAAGAUGACAAUCUAUACUGUGUUUCAUGUUAUGAUCACAUCUUCUCUAACUGCUGUGAGGAGUGCAAAGAACCAAUUGAAUCAAACUCUAAGGAUCUUAGUUACAAAGGCAGGCACUGGCAUGGAGGAUGCUUCAACUGUGCCAAAUGCAAUCACUCUUUGGUGGAAAAACCUUUUGUUGCCAAGGACGAGCGCCUGCUGUGCACAGAGUGCUAUUCGAAUGAGUGUUCCUCCAAGUGCUUCCACUGCAAGAAGACCAUCAUGCCUGGUUCUCGCAAAAUGGAAUUUAAGGGAAACUACUGGCAUGAAACUUGCUUUGUGUGUGAGAGUUGUCGACAGCCAAUAGGAACUAAGCCUUUAAUUUCCAAAGAGAAUGGCAAUUACUGUGUGCCGUGUUUUGAGAAAGAGUUUGCUCAGUAUUGCAACUUUUGUAAGAAGGUGAUAACUUCAGGGGGCAUCAUGUUUCAUAACCAGCCAUGGCAUCAAGAGUGCUUUCUGUGUAAUGGCUGUCGGAAAGAGCUCUGCAAAGAAGAUUUUAUGUCCAGAGAUGAUGAUCCAUUCUGCUUGGACUGCUACAAUCAUCUGUAUGCCAGAAAGUGCACAGCCUGCAGCAAACCAAUUACCGGUCUCAGAGGUGCUAAGUUUAUCUGCUUUCAAGACCGUCAGUGGCACUGUGAGUGCUUCAACUGUGAGAAAUGCUCCAUCUCCUUGGUGGGUGAAGGCUUCCUGACUCAAAAUAAGAACAUCUUCUGUCGCAAAUGUGGCUCUGGGUUGGAUACUGACAUCUAA
Messenger RNA from Elephantulus edwardii (Cape elephant shrew), 855 nucleotides. RefSeq names its product four and a half LIM domains 5 (gene FHL5). The transcript has 5 exons. The record is from RefSeq and is a predicted model, not a curated record. The coding region runs from base 1 to 855 and encodes 284 amino acids. Gene Ontology annotation, molecular function: transcription coactivator activity. NCBI's taxonomy places the organism in Eukaryota, Metazoa, Chordata, Mammalia, Macroscelidea, Macroscelididae. Gene Ontology annotation, biological process: positive regulation of transcription by RNA polymerase II. Gene Ontology annotation, cellular component: Z disc; nucleus.